CGCGGGGCGCGGGACCGGAGCCACCGGACAAAGGAGAGGCGCGGCCGGACCGCGGCUGCCCUUAUCAACCGGCAUACAGUCGCCGCGCGCGCCCCGCGAUGCACGCCUCGCCCCACACGCGCUGAGACGGACGGACGAACUAGUGAACUGUGAUAGUGAGUGAAAUUACACUUAAAACUGUGACCACGUGCCGCGCACUGCGCAACCCUUCACUUUUAUUGGCGGGAAAGCUUUUAUUAUAACGCAAGACGGCUCAUCUGUCAAAAAUUGUAAACAAAACACACGUGCCGGCUCGCAAUAAGCGAGGGGCCAAAAUGACAACAAAAGGGAAGCGGCCGAUGCGGGCCCUGACGCCGGGCGACAAGAUCGAGGCCAUACAACGCGUUAACGACGGCGAGUCCAAGGCGUCCGUCGCGCGCGACAUCGGCGUGCCCGAGUCCACGCUGCGCGGCUGGUGCAAGAACGAGGACAAGCUGCGCUACAUGACCUCGCGCCUGUCCUCGCCCGACACCGACAAGAGCAACGACGGCGAGCCGGCCGACAAGCGCGCGCGCACGGAGUCCCCCGCCGCGCCGCACUCGCCCGCGCCCAGCGGCCUCGACCUCACCCACGCCGCGCACGCCCCGCGCCCCGCCGCGCCCGACGCGCCCGUCGAGCUCACCACGCGCCGCCCCGACCCCUCGCCCCCCGCGCCCGCGCCCCGCGAGCGCCGCCCCGACCCCGGCGCCAGCGUCUCCAUGAGCGCCAUCAGCCCGCUCUCCGGCCUGCCCCACCUGCCCGCCCUCUCGCACUCCCACCUCGGCCUCAGCUUCAACGAGAUCGCCACGAACCUCACGCUCCUGGCGCAGCUUAACCCCGGCCUGUCGACGCUGGCGGCGCAGCCCGGCAGCCGGGCGCUCCGCUCGGUCCGCUCGCCGAAGCCCAACGGGGUGCUCAACUUGAACGAGAGCAAGCACCGGUCAAAAUCGAACCACUCGUCGGACCCGUAUCGGCACUCCUCGUCGAAGUCGCACCACGGGAACUCACACGCGGCCCCGGGCCACCCCGUGGACGACUCGCUCUGGUACUGGAUAAAGACGCACCAGGCGAUGUUCGACUUCUCCGCGCAGACCGCAGCCGCGCACCCGCUGCAUCUAGGCAAGGCCGCCGAGCCGGCGCCGCCGCCGAAGCCGGUCGCGCCGGCGCCGCCCGUCAGCUCGCACCUCGAAUUCAACCGGGACGCGUGGCUGUGGCAGUACUGCAAGCAGAUCGGCGGCGCCGUGCCGCUGCCGGAGGACAGGCACAAGUCGGCUUCGCAGGUCCCGAAGGACAAGUCGGCGGACAACAUUCUGUACUCCCAUCUCACCAAAGCGAAGCCGGAGGACGAUCGGGGGUCGGCGGCCACCCUGCCCCGGGACGCGACGACGGCCAAGACCGCCCCGGAGACGCCGGCUCCCGGCGGCGAGCAGCGGGUCGCCGCGCCCGCUCCCAGCCCCGAGCCCGCCGCCGAGAACAAGGAGCCGUCGCCCGAGAAGCCGAGCGAGGUCGGCCGCAACCCCUCGAAGGUGCGAAACGUUCUCGACAAUCUCCUGUUCAACAACAACAACAACAAUAACAACCAGAUAACGAGCGAGGACGCGAAAAGCGCGAGUCCCGCGAACGGCGAGUGGGAGUCGGGCACGCUGGAGGCGCUCGAGCACGGGGAGAAGUUUCUGUCGUGGCUGGAGGUGAGCGGCGACCCCAGCGUGACGCGCACGCACGUCCACCAGCUGCGCUCGCUGCUGCACAACCUGCGCGCGCGCCGCGCCGCCGCCGCGCCGCCCGCAGCGCGACACUAGGACGCGCGCGGCGGCCGGCGGCCAGACGCGAGCUACAGGGACACACUCAAUUAUAUCUAAAAUAUGUAAAUAAUUUAAUUACGUCGUCGCCAGUAAGCGUUCACUUGUGAUAUGUGUAGCCAAAUUUGCGUAAUUUCUUUGUUCUAAAAGAAAAGCUAUGCAUUAUAUGUCAUUAUUUUUAAUUUUACCUAGGUUAGAUAAAAACGAUGUUAUCUUGUGAAUAGUCUCGCGACUAAAUAGUUAAUCUAUUACGAGUUUAUGAUUAAUUUAUGGAGCAGAUGUUAUAGUUACUGUACCUAUAUCGUGUGAGUGUCGGUGGAUUCGCGCGUUUCUCUUCGAUGCCCGCGGUGCGGUCAGGCCGCGGGCGUGCGACGGGCGGCACUCGCGACGUGGCCGCGCGUCGCAGACGAUUACAUUCCUAGCUGUGCCCCAGUGUACUGUAUAGCUGUUCGACCCUCUGUUCUACCUCAGUCAUUAUGCUAAGUCACGUCCUUUCCCCGGCCCCCGGCGCUCCUUUGGCGUUGCGGCGCCGCGCGGGGUUCCCAUACCAAAUAGAAAGGACGCGAGCGUCGCUCUUGUGCCAAUCGUGUCUACGAGGUAUAUCGUUAAGGUUUCGCUGUGAAGUGUGACUAUCGCGUCGGAAGUCGGACCACGACUCGUCUGAUUGUUUUCUAUUGCUCAGUAUUUUUAAACGGACGCCAUGUCUCGACUCGGAAUUGUACUAUAAUAAUAUGUAUUAUGUUAAAUUUAACAGUAAAAAUGCUGUGAUCAAAAUUAUAUAAAUUAUGAGAGAUUAUAUCGUAAGUACAUUCCUAUUAUAAAGUGUAUUGAUAAAGUUUUAAAGUGAAUAAUUGUCCAUUCUGUGGAAUCAUUGACCUACGUCUCAUUUUUUCAGAGAUCAAAUAUAUAAAUGUCACUAAAAGUAGAUUAGUUACCUUGCAUAAAUUAGCUUCACUGAAAAUCUAUUGGACAUAAUAUUUUCUACAAAAUUACAAAUUGUAUUAAAAUAGAUAUAAUCUUUACACAGUUUGUGAACCUAAAGAAUGUUAAAAAGAAAUAAACUUGAUUGAACCCUA
Messenger RNA from Aricia agestis (brown argus), 2893 nucleotides. RefSeq names its product protein distal antenna (gene dan). Gene Ontology annotation, molecular function: DNA binding. The transcript is spliced from 2 exons. NCBI's taxonomy places the organism in Eukaryota, Metazoa, Arthropoda, Insecta, Lepidoptera, Lycaenidae. Bases 315 to 1817 code for a protein of 500 amino acids. The record is from RefSeq and is a predicted model, not a curated record.